AUGGAGAUCCAAUCUCGGCUUUCGACUAUGGGGCCUCCCGGGCACCCAGGACCUGAUGGAAUUCCUGGUCAAACAGGAGAAAGGGGUCCCCCUGGUAAACCUGGGCUCUCAGGACCGCAAGGACCUGUAGGCAUGUAUGGAGAACCAGGUAAACGGGGACAACUGGGACAGUCCGGAAAACCAGGUCUAAAAGGUCCAUGUGGCAAGCCUGGUGAGCAAGGGCCUCCUGGACCACCAGGCAGAAUGGGAGAUCCAGGCCCGAAAGGAUUAAAGGGGCUUCCUGGUCAACCUGGAAACCCAGGGAAACAUGGUGCUUUUGGCAAGAUGGGACCACCAGGUGACCAAGGACCAGCUGGAGCAACAGGCCUCAGUGGAAGCCCUGGAUAUAAAGGAAGAGAAGGAGCUGUUGGACCUGAAGGACCUCUUGGACAAAAGGGGGAGAAGGGUGAAAUGGGCCCAAUAGGAGAUGCUGGUGUAGCAGGACUGGAUGGGGAGCAGGGUGUACCUGGGAGUGCAGGUGAAGGAGGCCCUGCUGGAAGGAAGGGAGAACAGGGUGCCCCAGGAAGUCCCGGCAUGCCUGGCCCAGCAGGGAUUAAAGGAGAAGCAGGAGCUGAGGGAUUACCAGGACCUCCAGGAGAGAGAGGAGAAUCUGGAGAAAAGGGAGAGCUAGGUCCGGAAGGUGAUCCAGGAGAUUUUGGGCCCAAAGGAGAAAAGGGUGUUGAGGGCCCACAGGGACCCCCUGGUCCAUUUGGGCCCAUUGGAAUAACAGGAGAACCAGGCAGCCGAGGCCAGAAGGGAGAGAAGGGAAAGCCCAGUUUAAUGGGUCCAGUUGGUUUAAUUGGCAUUACAGGCCUGAUUGGACAUGGUGGACAAGCUGGUGAUGUGGGACCAAUUGGACCAGAGGGAAAAGUUGGGCCCAAAGGAAAGAAGGGUGAACAUGGGCCUGUGGGAAUGCCUGGACCCCAGGGUGACAUUGGACUUCAGGGGUUACCUGGUGAGAAAGGAGAAGUUGGUGAUCGUGGAAACGCUGGGCCCGUUGGUCCACUAGGUCCUGUGGGAACCAAAGGUUUACCAGGACCCAAAGGUGAAAUUGGAUUUCAGGGAAUGAAGGGUGAAGUAGGCCUUGAAGGAAAACCAGGUGCUAUGGGAUCAGACGGACCGGUUGGGGAAACAGGCCCAGUUGGGAAACCAGGGACAGAGGGUCCUAUUGGAGAGCAAGGACCACAAGGUGGAGUUGGCCAACCAGGCAGAAUGGGUCUAAGAGGUCAACAAGGACCGGAAGGCAGAAUGGGGAUCAAAGGAGAAAAGGGUGACAAUGGGAUUGUUGGAAAACCAGGAAACCCAGGAAGAACAGGAGGGAUGGGAAAGAGAGGAAAAGCAGGAUCAAGAGGACUAAGAGGGAAAAAAGGUUUCAAGGGCUCAAGAGGUAAAACUGGACCUGUAGGGCCACAUGGAUCAAUUGGGCCUCCUGGAAUGCCAGGACUAAGAGGAGACAAGGGGAUUCUUGGCCUGAAAGGUCUCAAGGGAUUAAUGGGAGAUUCAGGACUUCCUGGGCCUCUUGGGGAUCAGGGGAAAAAGGGGAAUCCAGGAUCCAAAGGUCUCCCUGGAGUGCCAGGUCGUAAAGGGGAACAGGGUGACAUUGGCCACCCCGGGAAUGAAGGGAUGGAAGGAAUACCAGGAUUGCCGGGUCGACUUGGACCAAAGGGGCUUAAAGGAUUUCCAGGAAUGCCAGGGAUAAAAGGUGCUGUAGGACCACCAGGCCUCCCUGGUCCUCCUGGUCCACCAGGACCUUCACUGAAAAUGCCUAAAGAAGAAUUCCAGAUACUUUUGAGCAAAGCACGUGGUACAGUUUCCAAGAAAAUUUGGAAAACUCUGGAAGCUUUAAACAUGGAAAUUCGAUAUAUCGUUGCCCCACCCACCGGAACCAAGAAUAACCCUGCCUCAACCUGCAAAGAACUGAAGCUGUGUCAGCCACAGCUCCGUGAUGGUUUCUAUUAUAUUGACCCCAAUCAAGGUUGUCCAUAUGAUGCACUUAUGGUCUACUGCAACUUUACAGCCGAUGGAGCAACCUGUUUGCCAACUGUGGAGAAUGAGGUUCCUACAAAAGGCUGGUUCAAAGAGCACCCAAAGGAAAGUGCACAUCAGUGGUUCAGCACGACAGAAGGAGGAUUUUUGUUUGAAUAUCCUGGAAUAAACAUUGUGCAGCUUCGUUUUUUAAAACUUCACAGUACACAUGCCAGGCAAAAACUAAUCUACAAGUGUAAACCCGGUCUUAAUUUUGUCAAGAUGAAUAUAAGCGAUCCCAGAACAAUUCAAUUCAUGGGUGACAACCAAAAGAAGAUACAUAAUGGGCACAAAAGCUUCUCAGUUAAUUUUGAUGGAUGCUCGUUGAAUGACUCUGGACCGCAUGAGAUUGAGUUUGAAGUCACCACUGAUGAAGUUGAUCUACUACCUCUGAGAGAUUUAGCACUCUUUAAUAAUGGCAAUGGCACUCAGGAGUUUGGCUUUUCUGUUGGUCAAGUGUGCUUUUAUUAAUCAUGUAAUCCAGUCUCUGGAAGACCAAUGGACGAUAUGAAUACCUGUUUUGCAUUACACAAAUAAACCAACGACUGAGGACAAGACAGUUUUAUUUUCAAAUGACUUAUUGCAAGACAAGUGCUUUAACAAAAGCUGCAUUUUAUUUUUGGAAGGCAUUAUUUAGAGAGGCUUCCAUUAACCUUUGGACUAAGUUCCUACUGAAGGGCCAUGUAUUGUUUACACCAGUAAUGCAACUUUGAAGAGUUUGCUGUCAACUUCUGCAGUAUGUGCCUACCACCUUACAUAUCUUGGAUGGUACUUGACUGAGGAUAAAAGCUGGAUCAUGUUGGAUUUUUAAAUUCAUUAAGCACCGAAAAUUAAGCUUUCAAAACCAGAUGAAUGAGCACUGAACUCACAGUUUACAAAAUUGAUUGCAGUUAUUAUUGAGAAACUGCAUUUGCACGUCUAAGUACAAACACUAGUGUUGCCUGUCAAUAUUUCACUAUAUUAUCAACACCUGGCCCACACUUUGUUGCUCAAAGCAUGACACAAAACUGGAUCUUGACUUCAAUAAUGCACAUGUACAUCAUUUCCUGUUUUAUUCUGAGGUGCAGGAUUGAUAUUUAUAUGCAGCAAUUGUGAUACAAGCUGGUGGUUUCAGGUCUGUACCGAUCAGCAGCAGAGGUUUAGCUACAGUUGCUGUGAGUGAAUUUUGUCUUGCGGUCACCAUGAAUUAGUGAAGGUUCAACAUACAUUUCUGAACUUAUUCUCCCAACACUAAGAAGACUGCAAUUUCAGAACAUAUUUGGUACAUUGUAUUUGUUUACAUGCUCCUAAUAACUCAUAUAUAUUUACAUAAUGCUACUAUAAAGAGAAUGUGUGGAAAAAGUACCUCGCUGUUGACCAUAUUGUAUUGCUAAACUGAAAGAUCUUUUAGGCAGCCACAAUAAUCUGCCAGCAUGGAACAGUUUUGUUUUUAACCUAUGGCUGAAAAAUCUGACUGGGAGUAUUUAACCAUAAUGUGGGUAAUAUCUGCAUAUUAAAUAUUAAUAAAGCAUCUCUCCCAUCAUUCCAUAAAAAAGAUAGAAAACCAUUUCAGGGACUAGCUAUUAGAAUCAAUGCUCAAACAUUUAUGUAGGAGAUAGAGAAUCAACAUUGCCUACA
Molecule: messenger RNA, 3681 nt
Organism: Hemiscyllium ocellatum (epaulette shark)
Lineage: Eukaryota; Metazoa; Chordata; Chondrichthyes; Orectolobiformes; Hemiscylliidae
Product: collagen alpha-1(XI) chain-like
Exons: 36
Coding region: 1-2535 (844 amino acids)
Molecular function (GO): extracellular matrix structural constituent
Source: RefSeq, a predicted model, not a curated record